Cryptomeria japonica (Japanese cedar) is the source of this 372-nucleotide messenger RNA. Its product is annotated as glutathione S-transferase U16-like. The coding region runs from base 1 to 372 and encodes 123 amino acids. The record is from RefSeq and is a predicted model, not a curated record. Gene Ontology annotation, biological process: glutathione metabolic process. Gene Ontology annotation, cellular component: cytoplasm. The transcript has 3 exons. Gene Ontology annotation, molecular function: glutathione transferase activity. NCBI's taxonomy places the organism in Eukaryota, Viridiplantae, Streptophyta, Pinopsida, Cupressales, Cupressaceae.
AUGACCUUAAGCAUGGAUAGGUUGAAAGAAGAUAGAGAAGAUAUUAAGCUUCUAACAUCUUGGUUUAGCCCCUAUGGCAUGAGAGCUAUGAUUGGGCUUGAAGAAAAAGGCAUCAAUUAUGAGUAUGUGGAGCAAAACCUGAGGAACAAGAGUCCCAUGUUGCUGCAAAUGAAUCCUUUACACAAGGAGGUACCUGUUGUUAUUUCAGAAUCUCUCAUCAUUCUCCAAUACAUAGACCACGCUUGGAAUUCUCCUCACACUGCUUUUCUUCCCUCUCAUCCAUAUGACCGAGCUAUUGCACUCUUCUGGACAGAUUUUGCAGACAAAAAGAGUCAAGGAUUGGAAGACAUUCAUUCUGCCAUAACAGUUUAA